Molecule: messenger RNA, 2371 nt
Organism: Actinia tenebrosa (Australian red waratah sea anemone)
Lineage: Eukaryota; Metazoa; Cnidaria; Anthozoa; Actiniaria; Actiniidae
Product: signal peptide peptidase
Biological process (GO): membrane protein proteolysis
Cellular component (GO): cytoplasmic side of endoplasmic reticulum membrane; membrane; lumenal side of endoplasmic reticulum membrane
Molecular function (GO): aspartic endopeptidase activity, intramembrane cleaving
Source: RefSeq, a predicted model, not a curated record
CAUCAUUUAGAAGAACAAGAUGGCGGACGCAGUCGUCAACGAAACUCUGGCAAAUAUAACAGCGGCCGCUAAUGAAACGGCUAAAAAUGCCACGGGUAGAGCUGCUGCUACCCCCGAAGGACUAUUCACUGCUUAUUGUGGUUUGAUCAUUAUGGCUCUUUUACCGAUAUUUUUCGGUUCUUUUCGGUCUGUAAAAGCUGUCAUUCAACAGAAGGAAUCGGGUGAAAAACCUGAGAGCAUGACUCCUAAGGAUGCAGCUAUGUUUCCAAUCAUCGCCAGUUGUACUUUACUGGGACUGUACAUCUUCUUUAAAAUUUUCAGUAAAGAGUAUGUCAACCUUCUUCUUACUCUCUACUUCUUUGUCUUGGGUGUUUUGGCUUUGACCCAUCUCAUCAGGCCAACUAUUGAGCUGUUGUUGCCAUCUUUCUUCCCAAAUCAAGUGUACACAUUUGAUUUGACAGAAGGCAAAGGAGAAGAAAAGAAGGUGGUUUUCCCUAUGGAUGUUCUAGAGAAGGGAUUAUCUGCCUCUAAUUUUGCCAUGCUGGGUUUGGGCGAUAUUGUUAUUCCAGGGAUCUUCAUUGCUCUUCUACUUCGUUUUGAUCACAGCAGAAAGGGCAGCAAGAAUGUCAUAUAUUUCUAUGCCACAUUCAUUGCAUACUUUGUCGGCCUGGUCACAACCGUGCUUGUCAUGCAUAAGUUCAAAGCAGCACAGCCAGCUCUGCUGUACUUGGUACCUGCCUGUGUUGGAACACCAGUUGCACUUGCUCUUGUCCGUGGUGAGAUCAAAGAGUUAUUCAAGUACGAGGACCAUCCUACAGAGGAGGAAAAAACAGAAACACCCAAGGAAACAGAAGUUCAGGAAGGUGCACAAAAUGGAGAAUCUAAAAAAUCCCAAUAAGAAAUGUGACUGAACCAAACCAUACCAGAAUAACUUAAAAGGAAAUGCUCAAAGUCGAACUUUUAUUUAACCUACCGGAUAAGAAAUACUGUAUGCUGUUAAAGAUAGUCAUUAUAUUUUUCAAAGUUUAUUUCCCCAGAGUUCUUAUAAUUUCUUUAUUUGUUGUUAGGGUAUAUUUAACAAUAAUUAUUCACUGUAGCAGAAGUCAUCAUUAGUGAAUGUUCACCAUGUUAACUAAACCUGAGGCAAAAAUGUUUUGAGCCUAAUUUUAGACUUCAGUAUCAAAGAAAAAAAAUAUUAUUACUUCUGCUUUUGGUGAUUUCACUUCAUGACCAGUCUCGACCAAUCGUAGAGUGCAAAACUCUAUAUUCAAGUCUAAAAUUACACUAAGUAAGAGUUAAUUACCGAGAACGGAGGCAAUUAAGUAUUUUAUUUAUCAAUUGAGAAGGUUUUCUAUCAAAUGUUGCUCAUUAUAAAUGCGAGGUCUAUAUAUAGUUAUUAACCAGGUUAAUAACUAACUAUAUAUUGACCUCGCAUUUAUGAUGAGGGUUAUAACAAAAAUAAWGCCUUGUGAAUAACAAAGAAAACCGUGUCAUUUGAGAAAUAAAUACUAGUUAUUAGUUAAAUACUACAAAAAAAAUGUUUCAUGGAUUGAAUUACUUUCUCAAGCUCAUUAAUAUUUUGCUUUGAAUUUCUCCAGGAACUAUCAAAGGCAUAUCAAACAUGAAACACUCUUUCAUCCUCUACCCAAAAACCUUAAAGUUGGUUUUUCUUUGGUUGGUAGCUUUUUCUUUUUCUUUACCCCACUUCUUAGGAUUUGGACAUCAGAUAAAACUUUAUCAUUAUUGAUAUUACUUGAAAUAUGUUAAAAAAUAUAUAGAUAAAAAUGCUCACAUACUUCAGAUUUCCUAAUCUUGACUAUUGGUUUUACAUAACUAGCUUCUUCUUGACACCAGGGCUGGGUUGUUCAAAGCUGGAUUAGCGCUAAUCCAGGAUUAACUCUAUAGGUCUUAUUCAGAGUUAACCAAGGAUUAGCACUAAUCGGGCUUUGAACAACUGGGCCCAGGAUAUUAACAGUAGUGUUGGGUGUUGGCUGGUGUUAAGGGUUCACACCACCAAGGACACACCCUGGGACGUGUGAGUUGGGUUCAUUUUGGACUCUUUGCAGCCUCCACAACUCAAGCCAUCGUAUUUAAUUUGGUGGACAGAAAUCAAAAUGAGCUAGAAACAGUGAUUUAGAGAAAGAAGUUAUGUACUUUCCGGCCAUGUUGGAGGGCAACUUAAAACCAUACUUUUUUACAUACCCAAGACAAACUAUUGGCCUAUAAAAACGUACAGGAUUUAAAUUCUAUUAAAUUUUACCUUGUCAUCCAACAUGGCGGACGACUUGAUCUGUUUUCUCGCUUUCAUACCAAUGUUUCUGAAUAUAAUGAGUGUUGUAAAGUAGAAAUAAACUGAUGAACUCAUGACUUA